AAGUCUACAGAUUCUGCUAAAAAUCAUGCAGCAUUAUAGUAAAGACAUUGGCCAUGAAAACGUCGUAUUUGUUGUGUGGACUAUAUGUCCUAAUAAACUUGGCCAAUAGUGAUAAACGCAACUUUCGAAUCUACUUUGAUGAGUUUGCGAUAAAGUAUAAGGUGCCAGACAUUUUCGAAAAGGUGGAUUGUCAUUUGGUUCAAUUGAAUAAUCGAAGCUACGUCAACGGCGAGAUGAUUCUAAAAAGAAGUGUUGGAGAUUUGAAUGUUCGUACCAUCAUGGAAUUUUGGAAACCAAACUCUCAAAUAAAAACGAAGUUAUAUGAUGUUCGUUUAGAUGGUUGUAACUUACUUAGAAGUCUUCAUAAAAAUAAACUUUUUAACCUCUAUGUGAAGAGCUUUAAAAAGCAUUCUAAUGUAAUUUUGCUGUGUCCAUUUAAGGCGAAUUAUAGUUACAAAAUGGUGAAUUGGUUUUUGGAUGAAAAGGAUCUGCCUCCGUAUGUCCCUCUUGGUCAAUUCCGUACGAUCACCGAAUAUUCUACACAACAGCGAUUGGCAAUACGUAUUGUAGUACACGGAGAAGUUUUGGAAAAUCAGUAAAAUGCAAUAUAAAAAUCAUAAAA
Molecule: messenger RNA, 622 nt
Organism: Drosophila gunungcola (fruit fly)
Lineage: Eukaryota; Metazoa; Arthropoda; Insecta; Diptera; Drosophilidae
Exons: 2
Coding region: 54-599 (181 amino acids)
Source: RefSeq, a predicted model, not a curated record